Phoenix dactylifera (date palm) is the source of this 2347-nucleotide messenger RNA. NCBI's taxonomy places the organism in Eukaryota, Viridiplantae, Streptophyta, Magnoliopsida, Arecales, Arecaceae. The record is from RefSeq and is a predicted model, not a curated record.
AGGAAGAGGAGGCGUGAAGGGUUAGAGGUGAGGGGACGCGAAGGAAGAAAUAGAGAAGCCUCCCCUAUUUGCAUUCUAACCCUGUAUCCCUCUCCCUUGUAUCUCUCGACAUCCGCCUUCAGAGGCUUUUCCCACAAUUCCCCUCCCGAUCCUCCAUCUUUUUGGCUGUUUUUGCUACUCUCUCGCGUCUUUUCGUUUCGAAUCGAGCUUGCCGGCAUCUAGGGUUCCUGAUAUCGUCGUAGAGAUUUAUAAUAAACUAUUGGUACUUCUAUGUUUUAAGUAGAAUUUAUUGCUAUGGAGGGCUUUGGAGGCUCUGGAUUCAAUUAUGUGAGUGCUGUAAUGAAGAAGCAGAGGAGUGCUACUUCAAGGCGGCCUCGGCCUGAGGUACAACUGAUUAUGGAGAAUCAGGAUAUGUCAUAUUCUUUAAACAAUUCAAGAAAAAAUUCUCCUGAUGAGAAUGGAGAAAGUGAUGCUGGAUUCCGGAGGAAAGAGUUUUAUGUAAACAACCGUCUUCCAAGGAGGUCAUCUGUUAACAAAACUAGAGAUAAAACAUCUUCAAAGAAGGUUAAGAGGGAUGACAAGACAUCUGGGGGUUUUGAUGAUGGUUGCUAUGGAAGUGGUUGUUCAGAAGGUGAGAAUGGACCUGAUUUGAAGCAUUGCAGUGAAAGUGCACUCACUCCAGGUAACUGGAAAAGCUCAGAUAAAACUAAAGAGAGCUUUGAAAUGCAGUCAAAAUCCCCAGAUGGCUGCCUGGGCAGGAGUGGUGAUGGUCAUGAUAUGCAUCGGCCCGAGGGAGCUCAAAGUGUAUCGGCUGAGAACAAGCUGAGAAAGGUGAAACUCAAAGUUGGUGGAGUCACACACACGAUACAUGCAAGAUCCAAUUUGGAGGCUGGUAAUGGUGGCUCUUCUACAAAGCCUCCACGUUCUUCUGAUGCUUUUCGGCAUUAUCAAAAGCUUAGCCCUCAGGAUAUCUCUAAUGGUCAUUCACAAGAAAAGGGGAAUGGCUUUCAAGGAGAUGCAUGGAAGGAUUCCAGUGGAUUAAGAUUUUCUCGUGGGGCAAAGGAUGUUUCUCUGAGAGAAGGCAUACCAGGAAAGCAAACAGACAAGUUUCAUGGUAUAUCUUCUUCUGAACCUCUUCGUAGAAGCAAGAGGCUGCCUAAGAGACAUGUUAGGGAUGGUGCAUUUGAUGAUGGUGAGGAAGAUGCCGAGAUCUGUUACCUUGAGAAGCUUAAAAGUUCCAAGGCUUCUGCAGAUCAAAUUGCAGAGUUUGAAGAUACCAGGGAGGAUGGUGUCAAGAAUCAGAAAAUUGCCAAACUUUCAAAAAAGAGGAAUACACCAUGUGAGUUGGAUGAGAACUAUGCUAUAUCACGAUCAAACAAGGAGAGCAGGAAAAUGCCAAGAUCAGGAAGGGAAUCUAAUGAUGUAGAUUAUAUUGAAGAGGAAGAACCUGGUUCUGCUGGUGGCCCUGAGGCCAAGAGAAAGAAAGAGAAGACAUCCGUAGACUCACCACCUGAUGUCAGAACUGAGCCUCUUACGACACGCCAACGUGCGCUUCAAUCUUGGAAACGUGGCAAUGACGAGAGUGUGAUUGAGUUCCCAAAUGGGUUGCCCCCUGCUCCUUCAAGAAAGCAAAAGGAGAAGCUUUCAGAAGUAGAGAUACAAGCAAAGAAAGCAGAAGCUGCUCAGAGACGUAGAUUGCAAGUAGAGAAGGCAGCUCGAGAAUCUGAGGCUGAUGCAAUCAGGAAAAUACUGGGCCUGGAUUCUGACAAGAGGAAGGAGGAAAAGAAGCAGAAAGAGCGAGAAGAAAAGGCUGCUAAAUCACAGGAAUUAGCAUUAAACAACAUCAGAUGGAUCAUGGGACCAACUGGCACAGUUGUUACAUUCCCUGAAGAUGUGGGCCUGCCGUGUAUAUUCAGCUCGAAGCCGUGCAGUUACCCACCUCCACGAGAGAAGUGUGCUGGCCCGUCAUGUACAAAUGAAUACAAAUACCGGGAUUCAAAGUCUAAACUUCCAUUGUGCAGUCUGCAGUGUUAUAGAGCAGUUCAAGGAAAUGCUUAACCGCUAACAACAUGUUGAUGUUUCUUACCAUGUAGGUGUUCUGCUGUUUUAGGAGCAGGUAAUCUGACAUUUAUAGCCUAACCCCACCUCAAAGUAGAUGAUUUUUCCCAUUUUUUCUUUUUGUUAUUACAUGUGUUAAGCUGAUUGGAAUUCAGCUUAUAUGUUUAGUGAUGACAAAGAUAUCUGUCAUAUCCUUCUGUUUCUUUGUGAAAGUGUUUGCUUUUUCUCCCCCUUUUUUGCCCUGUAAGUUGCUUCAAUUUUUAAAUCAUAAGGAUAUAUCCUUUCCAGA